UAUUAGAGAAUAGGUAUUAGCAUUUUUGUUAUAAUUUUUAACUUCGUCAGUUCACUUCUUGACUGCACAAAUUUUUGUUAUGGGAUUUUUAAAAAAUAUCGUAAUUCGUGCAUCGUGCUGAUGUAAACGAGACUUUGGGUAAACGUCAUGGACGAGAGUCAAGAGCUGUGAAAAUCGUAGUGUUCCAACAUAAAGUGUGUUCCGAUAAAAACGCUUUUUUUUUACGAUUAUAAAAAACAAACAAGAUUGUAAACAUUAAUAAAAUCCCCAAAAAAAAUUCAAAACAAAGUUAUACGUCGGUCAAGUUACCUCGAGUGUGUCAUUUAAGAGAGAAACGUCACAUAACCUUUCAGUAAUACGUCGCGAAGCGAUCGUGGAAUAUUUUUUUUACAAUUUUUGUGUUGCGAAAACAGUGAAAUUAAUUCGUGACAGAUAAAAAUGAAGAAUCUUAAAACGUGAGUGUGUAAACCGGGGAGUUUUGAAUAGUGAAUAACCUUGGCUUUUGAAGAAACGACAACAAAGAGCGACGAUUUUUUCUUAUUCUCAAAUAUAAAGAAGUGGAUAAUGAGAAAAAACAAUAAAAAGGGAUAAGAUGAGCAGUCGAAAUUUGGACUCGGUUAAAAAAUCGUAACGAAACACGAUUCGUGGCGUUUUUUUGUUUUUCAUUUCUUCUCUAUUUAAACAUACGCGUGGCUAUAGAAAAUAGUAUAAAUUUAUCGAGAAGAAAGUAAAAUUUCUGCAGUUCUGAAAUUUCUUACGAUUUGCAGUUAUUUUUGAAUAAUUUCCCUUCAAUUUGACAAGAAGCGAACGACAUAUGAAAACGUCAAUUUUCGGGGGUGGGGAAAAAAUCAAUCGUAAUCAAUUUUCGAUUCAAUUUGAGUACUAAUGAAUGAAACUUGUUGAAUGUGUCAACGACGAUGAUGCUGCACUAUUUAUACAUGUCAAAAACUUCAGUGCAGCUAUCACAGAAGCAGUCAAAUGGGAAAUGAGGAGAAAAGCAGCAUGUAAAUUGUAUUAUAUGCAUAAAAGAGAGGGAAAAAAGGAAAGCUGAAAAAGAAACGGAGGAAAGCAAAGAAGUGAAACGCCAUCGAGAUGUACAGCUUUGAAGGAGAUUAUCGGCGGAAGCCACAGCAGAAUCUGGCAGGAGCGAGUCGCAGGGAUGAAAAAGCAGUUCUGUUGCAACAUGCAAAAUUAGAACGCAUGAAAAGAGAGCAACAGCGUCGUCAGCACAACGCGGCUGUGAAAAUUCAAGCACACGCUCGCAGUUAUGUGGAACGAAAAAAAGUGCGAAAACAUUACCGAAAAGAAUUUGAUGAAGCUCAAAUUGCAGUGGGAGACAAACGUCUUAGUCUUGAAGAUUUGAAUCCUUUCUUUCGUACUCUCUUGUUUUUUUAUGAAAGCAACAUCGACGCCAAUCGCCUUGUCUGGCUGCUUCAACAUGUUCUCAAAUAUCAGAAAGAAAUUAAAAUUCAAACCCGACAAUCCACCAUCUGGCUAUGGAGAUUGCGAUGGAUUUUGCGUGUCUCAAUGAAAUAUACAGAAGAUGCAAUCAAUUCUGAUAAAGCUCAAUAUCUGGCAGUUCCUUUGCGAGUGAUCGAAGUUUUCACCGGUCAAAACGAGACUGAAAUAGCUCUUGGUGACAAAACUGUGGAAUAUUUGAAAGACGUUUUCUACGAUCUCGUACAAAAUGGUUAUUUUGAAUUGGUGAAAAAGCUAUUGGACACCAAAGUGCCACCGAUGCUGGAGGAGACUCCGACACCCCCGACUGCGAUGUCAAAAUGUCUAUUCGAAAUGCUCGAUCGUCCUCUCAGUCUCGUCAAACGUUUGGAAAACUCUAGCGAUGAUUUUACUCUUCUCAUACUUCGCCAAUUUAGCCUGAGCAUUUUGGCUCCCAAAAUGACCGAACCCAUCAAAAUGUUUGUCAUUCCUGCAUUCGCCAAUCUGAAGAACUUCCCUUAUGCUCAAUUGAUCGCUUGCAUCAAUCGACUGGACAUCGAACCCACUGCGAGCCUUCUCUACGCUGUACUCUCACUCGAGCCUGAAGAUUUUUGUUCAGGAAAGUCGGAGGAUCAAUUAUCGAGUUAUCUGCGAGUUCUGGCGAGUCUGAGCGUCCGAACAUGUCGACAAGUUCGUGAGAGAUCGAGUCUUGAGGACGAAGAAUCGAGCGAGGAAGAAAACGAGGUCGAAAUGGUGGACGAGUCAGAUUGGGAAGUGAUGAGGCGCUGCAUAGAGUUGGUGAACGAGGAAAGUCGAGUGCAAGGAAUAUUGGCGGGAUUGGAUCGUUCGGGUGAGGGCGGAGCGUCGCUGGAGCCGUUGUGUCAACUGUGUCACAAUUUAUUGAUGACGAAUAAAUUGGCAGUGCACAAAUACAAGUUGCUCUACAUGCUGGCGUUCAAGCCAACGUUUUUGCGAAAUUUAUGGAACUCUCUGUUGACUUUGCGUCAAACAUCGUUGUUCGGUGGAAGCUCGACGCCUUUGCUCCAGUUGGUAGCGUGCGGGGGGCCCUUGACGGAGGAAGAUUCCCGGAAGAUAGUUUCGCUGCUCGCAGUGUUUUGCUCGCUCUUCAGUCUCCUGAUCGCGACGCUUCACGACAGUGAAUUUUUCGUUGACGGUAAAGAAGAUCGAGUGAUUUACAACGAGGAGGAAGACCAGCUGGCAAUGCCGUUCGCGACUUCGGCCCUGGUGCCGCUUUCCGGGCAUCUAAAGGGCGUUUGUUUGGGCCUGGUGGAACGAGCUUUUCCGGAAAGCGGUCCGAUCGUCCCGGACGAUUAUAGAUCCGCGGUUCUCGGGGCUGGAGAACCGAGAGACUCUCCGGGUAGAAGAAAGCUGACGAACAGCGCCCUGGGCUGGAGCCACCUGUUCAAGGUGACCGUGGGCCUGCUCCGGCAGCUCCACACGAGAGACUUACGUCGGCAAUUCUGCCCCGAAGGCCACUGGAUCGCCACGAACGUCACGAUCCCCAUGGACAAACCUCAAGACUUCAUGUUUCCUCGUAGAAGAUUACGAGGCUACGUUCCUUUCCAAGGUCUCCGAGCUUUUACUCAGGAAAUUCGAACCUUGACGCUCCUCCGGGAGAUUCCCUUCGUCGUGCCUUUCAACGAUCGCGUUCUCGUUCUCCAGUCGCUCAUUUACCGGGACAAACUCGAGCAGCAAGGAGAACUCUCGCAUUUUAUGCAAGGACCUUCGAUACAAAUCGCCGUGAGACGAAGGUACCUUUACGAAGACGCAUUCGAGAAUCUCUCUAUGGAAAACGAGCCCGAGCUGAGGCUCAAAAUGAGAGUCCAGCUCGUAAACGCCGCUGGACUCGAAGAAGCUGGCGUCGACGGCGGUGGCUUGCUCCGAGAGUUCCUCUCCGAGCUACUCAAAACGAGCUUCGAUCCGAACCGCGGAUUUUUCAGGCUCACCAAAGACAACAUGCUCUACCCCAACCCCACGGUCCAUCUCCUGGUCGACGAUUUUCCUACGCACUAUUAUUUCAUUGGGAGAAUUCUUGGGAAAGCUCUCUACGAGAAUUUGCUCGUUGAAUUACCUUUCGCUGAGUUUUUCCUGUCGAAAAUCGUUGGACGACAAUCCGACGUCGAUGUCCACCACCUGGCGAGCCUCGAUCCAGUCAUGUAUCGAAACCUUCUUUACCUCAAAAGCUACAAAGGUGACGUCGCUGAUUUGGGACUCGACUUCACUGUUCUCAGCGACGAGCUCGGCGAAAGACGUGUCGACGAGCUCAAACCUUACGGAUCUAAUAUUCCUGUCAACAAUCACAAUCGCAUUGAAUAUAUUCACCUCAUGGCCGAUUACAAACUCAAUAAACAGAUCAGGGCUCAAUGCUACGCUUUCAAACAAGGCAUUGGCAACGUCGUACCUCUUGAAUGGCUGCAAAUGUUCAAUAACAAAGAACUCCAGGUUCUCAUAUCGGGUGCACAAAUUCCUGUCGAUGUCGAAGACCUCAAACUACACACUAAUUACACCGGUGGAUACGCACCCGAACAUCCGACUAUUGUGAACUUCUGGAAAGUUGUUAACGAAUUUAGCGACCUCCAGAAAGGACAGCUACUUAAAUUCGUCACUAGCUGCAGUCGACCGCCACUCUUGGGUUUUAAGGAACUCGACCCCCCAUUUUGCAUACAACACGCGGGAACGAUCGACCGUUUGCCGACGUCAAGUACGUGUAUGAACCUUCUAAAAUUGCCCGAAUUUCCGGACGAGGUAACACUGCGAGAGAAAUUAUUGUACGCGAUCCAAGCUGGAGCAGGUUUCGAAUUGAGUUAAGCCGAAUAAAGGAAGUUCGAUGUAGAAGAGAGAAGAGCACAAUUUCCUGAUGAUCGCAGGAAAAAAUGAUCAUCGAACAAUCGCAGUGUUUCGAACUCUUAUCCGGUGGCAAUUGGUACAAAAUCCGACAAAAGGGGCGCUGCUCUUGUGCAGUCAUGACAAAAAUGGCCGUCCUUAAAAAAACUCUAAAAUUUGGAGGUUAGAAUUGAAUUUUUGCAAAGCAACAAUCACAAUCUUUAUUAUGAUUAAUAAUAUUACAUUGUUAUUAGAGAUUUUCAAUCGUGUCAAUGUUUGAUCAGGCAAUCGCAUUAGUUGAGUUUCUUUAGAGUUUCUUUCGCUGCUUGAUUUAUCGAAGCGAUAAAAACCUCAUGCGACGGCCAUUCUGUAUGACUCUGAAUCACAAAAUGCGCACGAUUUUCCGAACAAAAGAAACAAAAAAAAACUAUCCGUAGUCGAUACUUUUUUGGUUUAGUUUAGCCAACAGAAACUUGUGUCAGAUGUAACUGUACAUUGUGUAUAUUUUAAUGUUUGAUAAGCAACAUUGAUACGUAAAAUCAAAUGUUUUUUUCUUAUUUUUACUUUUUUUCUCUUCAAUUCUUCCUCUUUGUCGCAUGUUCGCGUUUGCACGGACCAACGACAAUCCAAUUUACAUGUAAAUAUUUAUAUGAACGUCGAAUCGGUGUUAGUAAUAAUAAUAAAUCAAUUGAUCCGA
Molecule: messenger RNA, 4978 nt
Organism: Venturia canescens
Lineage: Eukaryota; Metazoa; Arthropoda; Insecta; Hymenoptera; Ichneumonidae
Product: ubiquitin-protein ligase E3C
Exons: 5
Coding region: 1093-4266 (1057 amino acids)
Biological process (GO): ubiquitin-dependent protein catabolic process; protein polyubiquitination
Molecular function (GO): ubiquitin protein ligase activity; protein binding
Source: RefSeq, a predicted model, not a curated record